Molecule: messenger RNA, 660 nt
Organism: Fraxinus pennsylvanica
Lineage: Eukaryota; Viridiplantae; Streptophyta; Magnoliopsida; Lamiales; Oleaceae
Source: the annotation of a GenBank genome assembly
AUGAAAUCUAAACCACCGUCUCUCACCCUCCUCCGCCGCCUGAUAAACCUAGACUCCGCCAUCUCCCUCCACCUCUACACCCUCUUUCACCCCACCUUACCCUUCUCGGUCCUCAAAUUCCUCGAAUUCUCCGGCGAUGGACGUCUCUUUUUCCCCAUCGUUCUCUCACUCCUCUACACCACCACCUCCAUCAGCACCCUCACAACUACAUCCACCCUCACCGUCACCUCUCUCCUCCUACUAAACCUUUUACUCGGAUCCCUUUUGGACCUUCUCUUGAUUGGCCUUCUCAAACACCUCAUCCAACGCCCUCGCCCUGUUUACAACAAGAACAUGUUCCUCUCUUUCGCCGUUGACCACUGGUCUUUCCCCAGUGGGCACUCCUCUAGGGUUUCCUUCAUUGCCACCCUCAUUAGCUUUUAUUCAGCUAUAGUGGAACAAAUUUUGGUGGCCCGAUUGAAGUUUGAUGCUGAUAGUAUGCUUGUUGAGAAUUUUGUUGUGAUUGUAGGGGUAUGGGCUGCAAUUACAUCAGCUUCGCGGGUACUUCUGGGACGGCAUUUCGUGCUUGAUGUUGUGGCCGGAGCGUGUUUGGGUAUUCUUGAAGGGAUCUUCGUGAUCAGAGUUUUUAAUUACGAGAACUUGAAAUCCUUCCUUGGAUGA